AUGGACGAAGAACACCAGCUACAAGAUGAAAUCGCACAGGAAAGAAUGAAACUCGAACAAUUGGAAAGGAAAAGGUUGUAUCUUUCUAAAAAGUACGAACUUCUCCAUCAGCAGGAUGAUAUCGAUGAGAAACUGAGUGUCCGAAGCAGUAACAGCCAACAAACACCCAACAUGGUUGAGAACUGGGUCAAGUCGCAAAUACAGACUGAGAGUGCCAGUCUAGGCAUCCAUAUAGGUAUGGCCGAACGCGCUGAUCAUGUCCAACCCUUGAGUGAAAAUACGGUCGAGCUAGUGAGCACAAAUUUUACAUCUACUCCCAUAGCAAAAGCUAAAAUAUCAUCUAUUGUUUCUGAGCAAACGAAUCAGGAACCAGUGAUAAAUUCAACUCCUAUACAGACAAUAUCAACGUCUGAAGCCACAAUAAAUGAGAUUGCCUCUAUUGCGACCGUUGUAGAGAACUCCAGUAGUUUCAAAGGCUCUGUUGUUUCACCUGUUUGUGUCGAUUCUAUUCUCAACAUGAUGAAGAUAUCGUUACCAAAGAUUGAUAACAGCAAACCGAAAAUUCAUAAAGUAUCUGCAUCAGCGUUCGAUGAAUGGCGAAGUAAAUUGAAGCGGGGCGAGCUGGAGGUCAUUCCGCACGAAGAAAAGGAGAGUAAGAAGCGGGAACUAAACCAUCUGGCACUUGUGAAGCAACUCGAAGAUCAACACGGUAAGGAGAGACAAUUACAACAUCAACGCGAAGAGCAGCUAAAUCGUCAACUGCAGCAACAACAACGCGAGCAGGCGAAGCGGAAUAGUGAAUGGCAACGCAAACUUCAGCUGCAGCACGAAAUCCAAGAAAAGCAGAUGAAUGAACUAGAGCGUUUAUGGAAGUUGGAGCAGCAGAUAGCCAACCGAUCUGGCACGACACGGUGUAUGAAUAAAAAUUUAGAAACGCAAUCUCGUGCAGAGAAUCAAUUAGCAGAUUACGACAAUAAUAAAACAAAAUUUACAAUUUCUUUUGAUCGGCAUUCGGUAAGUCCAUCUGGAGCCAAUCAGUUAAGCGAUGAGAUGAAUGAUAACCCCUCACAGUACCACGAUUUACAUUCCUCUACCACCGUUGAAAGUCCGGUAGGAGGUCGUACCCGAUUUUCAUCCUCUUUGAAUUCACCAUUAGUUGCUUCUUCGGCAGUGCCGAAAUUUGAAAAUGUUCAUCCAUCCGAAGCGUGUCCCCCCGCUGUGAUUCUACCGUCGUUAGGUCCCACUUCUCAACAAAUAGCAUCCCGACACGUCGUGUGCAAGGAAUUACCAAUAUUUGCAGGUGACCCGGCUGAUUGGCCACUUUUUAUAAGCAGCUACAACCACUCGACAUUAACGUGCGGUUAUUCCGACUUCGAAAACCUACUGCGACUGCAGCGAUCGCUUAAAGGAAGUGCCAAGGAAGCAGUAAGCAGCCUAUUACUUCAUCCAUCCACUGUGCCACAAGUAUUGUCGUCAUUGAAGUUGUUGUACGGACGACCGGAACAAAUAAUUCAUACGAUGAUCGCCAAAGUUAGAGCGGCCCCCUCCCCUAAAGCAGAUAAGUUAGAUUCAUUGGUGACUUUUGGUAUGGUGGUUCAAAAUCUUUGUGGGCACUUAAAAGCAGUAGGAAUGGAGAAGCAUUUAGCAAACCCUAUCCUACUACACGAACUUGUGGAUAAACUUCCAGCAAACGUAAAAUUCAAUUGGGCGCUCUAUCAGCAACAAUUUACAGAAGUUGACCUUAGUGUGUUCGGUGACUAUAUGGCGCAAAUUGCAUCUGCCACCAGUGGUGUAACAAUGUUUGCAACACCUAGUUCAAAGGUAUCAAAAGAAGACCCCCGAAAUAAGCUGAAAGAAAAGGGUUUCGUGAACACGCACUUAACCGUAGAUCGAGAAACUUCCAAGAAACAGGAUAAGAAUAAAAAGAAGAACGUUGAUCAAUUUAGCAAUAAUAUCAAACCAUGUUCGAUAUGCUCCGUCGAUAAUCAUAUAGCCGGUGAUUGUCCUAAGUUCAACAGCCUAGGGCUAGACGAUCGCUGGAAUAUUGUGAAGGAGAAAAAAUUGUGUAGGCGUUGUUUGAUUCCACACACUCGUUGGCCUUGUAAGAGCGAACCUUGCGGAGUGAAGGGAUGCCAGAAGAGACAUCAUCGUUUACUUCAUUAUGAACUUCCUCAAAUGAAUCCAACAACAAACGAGUCUACACCAAAUGUUGUGUUCAAUUUGCAUCGUCAACAUGCCACCUCGGUGCUAUUUCGAAUAGUUCCAGUCGUCUUAUACGGUAAAAAUGGAAAAGUGGAUACGUUCGCCUUUCUCGACGAUGGGUCGUCGGUGACGCUUAUAGAAAGUACGAUAGCAAUGGCCCUGGGGUUGGAAGGAAAGAAAACGUCUCUCUGUAUUCACUGGACGACGGGUGUUACAAAAAAUAUCGCGGAAUCUCUGGAAGUAGGUCUAGAAAUCUCUGGUAUUAAUCGUUCGCAACGUUUUAUGGCUUCAAACGUAUUCACAGUGGAUGGACUUGGAUUGCCAAAGCAAACGAUGAAUAUCACGGAAAUGAUAAACAAAUACGAUCAUCUGAGAAAGCUUCCAAUCCAGAGCUUCCAAUCGGCAGUACCUGGGAUACUAAUUGGUUUAAGCAACGUUCAUUUACUAGCAACAUUGAAGCUGAGAGAAGGACGGGUAGGAGAACCAAUUGCUACAAAAACGCGCCUUGGUUGGGCCGUUUACGGUAACAUGAAAGAGAGACUACUUUCACUUCCACACAGGCAGUUACAUAUAUCUGAAAGCUCAACUGAAAAUGAUCUCCAUGAGUAUGUUAAAACCUUUUUCGCGGUGGAAAGUCUUGGCGUUGUCACUUCACCUAGUAAGGAAAGCAUUGACGAACAACGAGCAAACUCUAUUCUUUUCGAAACCACCAGACGACUAGAGAAUGGAAGGUUUGAAACCGGACUACUCUGGAAACAAGACUAUGUUGAAUUUCCGGAUAGCAGGCCAAUGGCAGAAAGAAGGAUGAGAUGUUUAGAAAAACGCUUAGCGCGAAACCCGCUGCUAUAUGAGCAAGUUCGGAAACAAAUCGUCGAUUUUCAGACAAAGGGAUACGCGCACAAAGCGACUGCGGAAGAGCUCGAUAGAUUUGAUCCUCGCAGAACUUGGUACUUACCACUCGGUGUGGUCAUAAAUCCAAAAAAACCAAAUAAAAUACGGCUUAUAUGGGACGCUGCGGCUAAGGUCGACGGCAUAUCUUUGAAUACCAUGCUGCUGAAAGGACCUGAUUUGUUAACACCAUUGUUGUCUGUUCUGUUCCAGUUUAGAGAGAGACAAGUGGCAAUUUGUGGGGACAUCGAAGCCAUGUUCCAUCAAGUAAUGAUAAGAGAAGCCGAUCGCAGUGCACAAUUGUUUUACUGGAGAGAUUCACCGGAGAAACCUCUUGAUACGAUGGUAACUGAUGUUGCUAUCUUUGGCGCGACAUGUUCCCCUGUUCAUUCGCAAUACGUUAAAAAUCUCAACGCAACCCUAUUCGAAGCAGAUCAUCCCAAGGUAGCUAAUGCAAUCCGUAAUAAACAUUAUGUCGAUGACUACCUUGAUAGCGUCGAUACGGUAAACGAAGCGGUUGAAAUGGCCCUAGGAGUAGCAGAAGUCCACGCGAAAGCCGGAUUCCACAUUCGGAACUGGAUUUCGAAUGAACGAUCGGUGUUAAACAGAAUUGGAGCUGUUAAACCUACGACUGUGAAAAAUUUCGUUGUGGAAAAAGAAAAUGGAAUGGAACGAUUGCUUGGAAUGGUGUGGUUGCCGGAAGAGGACGUGUUCUCAUUCUCUUUAACCCUUCGCGAGGACCACAUGCCGCUGUUGGCGGGAGAAAUAGUCCCGACUAAGAGACAAUUAUUGAGCGUGGUUAUGAGUAUAUACGAUCCAAACGGAUUAGUCGCUGCGUUUGUCAUCCACGGAAAGAUAUUAAUUCAGGAUGUGUGGCGAUCAGGUAUUGACUGGAACGACUCGAUACCCGUCGAGCUCUUAUGUCGCUGGAAACGGUGGGUUGCAGUUUUACAGAAGAUAGAGAGCGUCAAGGUCCCACGCUGUUAUUUCAAGAAUUAUCAUCCGGAAAAUUUGAAAAACUUAGAGCUUCAUAUCUUCGUUGACGCUAGUGAAAAAGCGUACUCUGCUGUGUCUUAUUUUCGUAUCGUUGAACAGGAACACGUUCGGUGUGCACUGGUAGCAUGCAAAACGAAAGUCGCUCCAUUACAACCACUUUCUAUUCCACGUCUCGAGCUUCAGGCAGCUGUCAUUGGAUCUCGUUUGCGUGAAACUAUCACUAAAGGCCACUCUCUCCCAAUUUGGCGAGUCGUAUUUUGGACGGAUUCUAAAACGACCCUCCAAUGGAUUAGAUCAAAGGACCUUCGCCGGUAUCGACCCUAUGUUGCUUUCCGUGUAAACGAAAUUCUAACAUUGUCAAAGGCAGUAGAAUGGAGAUAUUGCCCAUCGCGCUUAAACGUUGCAGACGAAGCUACGAAAUGGAUUAAGAAAGGACCAUCAUUCGAACCGAACGCUCAGUUCUACAUGUGCCAUAAGUUUCUGUACCACCAUGAAGAUAAAUGGCCCCAAGAUUGCAUUGCAAUUGUGGAUCAAGCUGCCGAAGAGACACGGUCAGCGUUUGUGUUUGGUCACUUUAUUAUGAAACCAGUGAUACAUCUAGAACGGUUUUCCAAAUGGGAAAGGUUACUACGAGCCACUGCUUAUGUUUAUCGUUUUAUAUCUCGCACGUUGCACCGUGAGCAACGACCGUGGCCAGAAAACUUAACACGUGCGGAAUUGCAAACAGCGGAACAGGGUUUGUGGCGUAGGGCACAAUCAGAUGUUUAUCCCGACGAGGUUGCUACAUUCAUAAAGAACUGCCAGCUACCAGUCGAAGAUCGAAAGCCCAUAGAAAAUUCAAGCAGCAUAUUGAAACUCUGCCCGACACUUGACGAAAGCAAAGUUCUUAGAGCCAGGAGCCGAACAGAAUCCGCAGAGUUUGCCACGUUCGAUUCCAAAUAUCCAGUCAUUCUACCUAGAUACCAUCGCGUGACGGAGUUACUUGUGAACUUCUAUCAUCGUCAGUUCCAUCAUGCAAAUAACGAGACAGUGGUCAAUGAAAUAAGACAAAGAUUCAACAUUCCGAGAUUACGAGUUUUAGUACGAUUAGCUUCAAAGAAUUGUCAAUGGUGCCGUGUAUACAAAGCUGUUCCUGUUGCUCCUAUGAUGGCUCCUCUGCCCAAGGCUCGCUUAUCUCCCUUUGUGCGCCCAUUUACGUAUACAGGCGUUGAUAUAUUUGGGCCCUAUUUGAUUCGAAUUGGACGCAGUACUGCGAAGCGCUGGGUAGCCCUUUUUACCUGCUUGACCAUACGGGCUGUACAUUUGGAAAUUGUUGCAACUCUUUCAACCGAUUCUUGCAAGAAGGCAAUUCGCAGGUUCAUCGCACGCAGAGGUGCACCGCAAGAAAUUUAUUCGGACAAAGGAACGAAUUUUCAGGGUGCUAGUAGAGAACUGUCACAGGAAUCGAUAAAAAUUAUGAACAACGAGCUUAGCAGCACCUUUACAGAUGAACACACGCAAUGGCGAUUCAAUCCCCCGGCAACUCCACAUAUGGGUGGCUGCUGGGAAAGGAUGGUUAGAUCAGUGAAGACUGCAUUGGGUACGAUUCCGGUAGAACGCAAGUUAGAUGAGGAGUCAUUGAACACACUACUGGCUGAGGCUGAGCAUAUGGUGAAUUCACGUCCUCUCACGUUCGUUCCGUUAGACAGUGCAGAUAGUGAGGCGUUGACUCCUAACCACUUUUUGAUGUUGGGUUCACGCGGUGUGAAGCAGCAGGUGAAAGAUCCAGUUGAGGAAAACACUGCGAUUAGAUGUAGCUGGAACCGCAUUCAGCAUACGCUAGAUGGAUUCUGGCGCCGUUGGGUGAAGGAGUAUCUACCCACAAUUUCCAGAAGAACGAAGUGGUUCCAAGAUGUGAGACCAAUCAAAGAGGGUGACCUUGUAUUGAUAGUAGAUGAAGGCAUUCGUAAUCGCUGGCUUCGAGGACUAGUGCUGAAGGCGUACCCUGGUAAGGAUGGUAGAGUUCGUAGGGUGGAUGUGCAAACUAAAAAUGGUAUCUUGCGUGAACGAGCAGUCGUUAAGCUAGCCCUGUUGGAUGUAGUUGAUGACACCGUUGCAAGCCAUCCGGCGACACGUGGGGGAGAAUGUUACGGACAAUCUGUAACGACGAUACCCCUCGGAGCUAAUACCAAAAUAUUGAGCCAACGUGAUGACAAAUGA
Messenger RNA from Malaya genurostris, 6285 nucleotides. RefSeq lists its product as uncharacterized. The coding region runs from base 1 to 6285 and encodes 2094 amino acids. NCBI's taxonomy places the organism in Eukaryota, Metazoa, Arthropoda, Insecta, Diptera, Culicidae. Gene Ontology annotation, biological process: DNA integration. Gene Ontology annotation, molecular function: nucleic acid binding. The record is from RefSeq and is a predicted model, not a curated record. The transcript has a single exon.